AUGUCACAACAGGUUUCGCCCGGGGUAAAUCAGCCAUCGUUGCACGUGAGUACAAAUGGUACUCCUCGACUAGAACGUAAUGAAAUACACAACUACUUCGAUAAUCCGACACCCAGUGUCAACAAUCGAUUAAAUAGACCAGGUACACCUCAUACAUUUACUGUAUCCCCAGAAGUAGGCCCUUCAUAUGGUAGACCGUCGAGUCAACCGUUAGAGCCUCUCUAUGCUAGAGCACAGUUUCAGCCACAGUUUAAUAGGUGUCAUCCCACAGAUCCAAAUCCGUUCCAUCAAAAUCAGUUUUCAUCGGUACCAUUCGUUCCGACACAACAGCAAUCAGCAGCCAGGCAGGUAAUUCCAAAAGAACUCCCGUUGUUUUCGGGGGAUCCAAUUGACUGGCCCCUUUUUAUAAGUAGCUACAAACAUUCUAACGAAGCAUGUGGCUAUUCCGAUUCGGAGAAUCUUCUGCGCCUACAACGCUCGCUUAAAGGAGCCGCGAAGGAGUCGGUUAGUAGUUUCCUUCUCCACCCAUCGACUGUACCGCAAAUCAUUUCCACUCUACAAACGUUGUAUGGGAGGCCUGAACAGAUUGUAAAUAAUAUGGUUACCAAAGUACGUGCGACUCCAGCUCCUAAAGCAGAAAAGCUGGAAACACUAAUAGAAUUUGGGUUAGUCGUUCAAAAUUUAUGUGGGCAUUUGAAGGCUAUCGGUAUGGAAAACCAUCUGUCCAACCCUACCCUUCUCCAAGAGCUCGUCGACAAACUCCCAGCUACAAUUAAAUUUAGUUGGGCGCUUUAUCAAGAAAAUCUACCAGUUGUCGAUUUGAGUGUUUUUGGUGACUAUAUGAGGAAAGUUAUAUCCGCAACCAGUAGUGUUACAAAUGUAUGCAUGACCGUGAAAAAUACAAAGGAAGAGAAACCAAGAUUGAAGGAAAAAGCAUAUGUAAACGCCCACGCUACGUUUGAUUCGGAAUCGACUAGUGCCCAACUCAAGUGGGGACAACGAGAUGUACCAAAGAGUAAAGACACUGAGCGAGUUACACGCUGCCCGGCUUGUAAAGCAGCGAACCAUGCCGUAGCCAACUGUUCCUCUUUCAAGGAUUCAACAUUAGACGAACGUUGGAAGGUGGUGAAAGAAAAUAAGCUGUGUCGCAGAUGCCUUGUUUCACACAAUCGCUGGCCAUGCGAAGGUGAAGUAUGUGGCCUUUACGGUUGCACAAAGCGCCAUCAUCAACUCCUACAUUAUGAACCCGCCUCUGUUGCCACUACCAAUGCUACCGUAAGCAGUCAUCGACAGCCUGUGGCUGACACAUUAUUUAAAAUAUUACCUGUGACAUUGUAUGGGAAAAAUAAAUCUGUCGACACCUAUGCGUUUCUGGACGACGGGUCAUCGGUUACAUUGGUAGAAGAGACAAUAGCAGAUGCGCUUGGAGUGGAGGGGAAAAUGCAAUCCUUGUGCAUCCAGUGGACCAGUGGGAUCAAUAAAAGUAUAGCUAAUGCCCGAAUGGUGAAGUUCGGAAUAUCCGAGCUCGGUUCCUCGAGACGGUUUGAUGUAUCAGAAGUUUAUACCGUUGAGAACUUGGGAUUACCACAGCAAUCGUUAGAUUUCGGUAGUAUGAUGAAGCAGUAUGGGCAUUUUAGAAACCUGCCGGUCAAGAGUUUCCAAAGAGCUGUUCCUGGCUUGCUGAUCGGAUUGAAUAAUUUCCAUCUCAUGGCAACAACGAAACUUCGUGAAGGUGGAGUAAAAGAGCCAAUCGCCGCGAAAACGCGUAUCGGUUGGGUAGUUUGUGGAAAUGUGCGAGAGAGAACUGAUCAAUUCCAGCAUCGGCAGAUGCACAUGUGUGCUGGGACAAUAGAACCCAACUUGCACGAAUACGUCCGUGAGUUUUUCUCGGUGGAGGGUCUGGGUGUUUCUGUGGCGCCAAACUUGGAAGGGAUUGAAAUUCAAAGGGCUCGCCGAAUCCUCGAAGGAACGACAGUGAAAACAACCAGUGGAAAAUACGAAACUGGGCUAUUGUGGAAACAAGACAUAAUUGAGUUUCCGGAUAGCAGACCGAUGGCUGAACGUCGACUGAAGUGUCUCGAGAAGCGUCUCGAAAAGGAUCCACAGUUGUAUGAAAACGUACGGCAUCAAAUAGCGGAUUACCAGGCAAAGGGUUACAUCCAUACGGUAACGGAAAGUGAAAUGGCUGAGUUCGAUCAUCGCCGUACUUGGUACCUUCCCCUUGGAGUUGUUUUAAACCCUAACAAACCAGGGAAAGUAAGGGUAAUAUGGGACGCAGCUGCGAAAGUUGACGGUGUUUCGCUAAAUACCAUGUUGCUGAAAGGUCCUGAUUUGCUGACUCCACAGUUGUCUGUUACAUUCAAGUUUCGUGAACGAGAGGUGGCAUUCUCUGGCGAUAUUCAGGAAAUGUUUUUACAGAUCGGUAUCAGGAAACCGGACAAAAGUGCUUUAUUGUUCCUGUUCCGUAAUUCAUCAUCCCAGCCAAUGAUUACGAUGGUAUCGGAUGUGGCGAUCUUCGGGGCAAGUUGUUCUCCAGCUCAAUCACAAUUUGUCAAGAAUUUGAAUGCAACAGAAAACGAGCGAGAAUAUCCAAGAGCAGCAGCAGCAAUCAGGAACAGACACUAUGUGGACGAUUACUUAGACAGCGUCGACACAGAGGAAGAAGCAAUUGAACUUGCUUUGGAAGUGGCGGAGGUUCAUAAAAAGGCGGGGUUUCACAUUCGGAACUGGGUUUCGAACAGACCCAGAUUACUAGAUGCGAUAGGAGAGAUCAAUCCAGCAACCGUCAAAGAUUUGUCGUUGAACAACCAAAGUGGAUUUGAGCGGCUCCUUGGGAUAUCUUGGAUGCCGGAAGAAGAUGUGUUUUGUUUUGCGCUGAAACUACGAGGGGCACUGAUUGUGCAAGGAUCAGAUACCGAUGAGCAGAUACCGCAGGAUAUUUUCAAGGCAUGGCAACUCUGGCUACAAGCACUAGAAGGGUUGAAUGACGUGAAAAUCCCUCGUUGCUACUUUCCGGGAUACGACCGCAACUGUUAUGAUGACCUGGAGCUGCACAUAUUCGUCGAUGGCAGUUCACAGGCAUAUUCCGCUGUUGCUUAUUUUCGUGUCCAGGACCAUAAACAAAUUCGAUGCUCUCUCGUUGCUUCGAAAACUAAAGUUGCUCCAUUAUCCUUAGUAUCAAUCCCACGGUUGGAACUACAAGCAGCGGUUAUUGGGGCGCGUCUCCGAAAAACGAUUCAAGCAGGACAUUCAAUCCAAAUCAAGCGUACGUAUUUUUGGAGCGAUUCCACCACAGUAAUAUCGUGGAUUAGAUCGGACACUCGUCGAUAUCGGCAGUACGUUGCAUUUCGAGUUAACGAAACACUAAGUCUUUCGAAAGUCGAAGAGUGGCAGUGGUUAGGAACAAGAAACAAUGUUGCUGAUGAAGCAACAAAAUGGGGUAAAGGUCCAAGUUGUAAACCAGAUAGUCGAUGGAUGCAAGGACCCGCGUUUCUCUAUAAAACAAAAAGUGAGUGGCCGAAUAGCAAAGGUGAGGAGUUGGAAGGAACAAAUGAAGAACUACGGGCUGCUUACGUGGGCAGCCACUUUCUAGCAGUCCCGAUUAUCGAUGUUGAACGAUUUUCCAAAUAUGAGCGACUGUUGCGAAGCUUAGCGUACGUGUACCGUUUCCAAGACGUUAGUCAGCGACAGAGUGGAGAUCCAAAGGAGCUCACCAGUGAACAGUUACAGAAAGCAGAGCAAAGCCUGUGGCGGCUUGCGCAAUCGGAAAGCUAUCCGGAAGAAGUAGCUUCUUUAAAGCAUAACACCCAGUUAGCGAAAGAACAGCAAAAGGCGCUGGAUAAAAGUAGUUCUAUAGCAAAACUACCUCCUGUACUCGACGAGCACGGAGUUCUACGAGUAGAUAGCCGCAUUACAGCUGCAGAUUAUGUUGCUUACGACACCAGAUACCCCAUAAUUCUUCCACGGGGUCAUCGAAUUACUUAUCUACUACUGGACUGGUAUCACCGCAAAUAUCGUCACGCUAACAACGAAACGAUCGUGAAUGAGGUUCGCCAGAAAUUUUACAUUGCUAAGUUGCGAGCUAAAUUGCGUUCUGUAACACUAAAUUGCCAGUGGUGCCGCGUAUAUAAGUCAAAACCAAUAGCACCAAGAAUGGGUCAGCUGCCUCCGAUGCGAGUAACGCCAUUCGUACGACCUUUCACAUUUGUAGGCAUUGACUACUUCGGUCCUUAUUUUGUUAAGGUAGGACGAAGUCUUGCCAAGCGCUGGGUUGCAGUCUUUACUUGUCUCACUAUUCGUGCGAUACAUCUGGAAAUAGUCUUCAGCUUGACAACGGAUUCAUGCAAGAAAGCAAUUCGGCGGUUUAUCUCCUGUAGAGGAGCACCACAGGAAAUAUAUACGGAUAACGGUACCAACUUUGUUGGCGCUAGUAAAGAGCUGGAAAGUGAAAUACGACAAAUUAACGUGACGAUGAGCAGUACGUUAACUGAUGCGAAUACGAAAUGGCGGUUCAACCCUCCUUCGGCUCCCCACAUGGGUGGAUGUUGGGAGAGGAUGGUACGGUUAGUGAAGGCGGCAUUGGGAGCGUUACCUUCAUCACGAAAGCUAGACGACGAAUCCUUCAUGACGUUGCUAUCGGAAGCAGCUCACAUGGUUAAUUCGCGACCAUUGACUUAUGUGCCACUGGAAAACGAAGAAAAGCCAGCAUUGACUCCGAAUAACUUUCUCAUGCUAAGCUCGAAUGGUGUUCGACAGUUGACCAAGGUUCCCGUAGACGCCAAGGCGGCCAUAAUGGACAGUUGGAAGCUGUUACAACUCAUGCUGGAUGUUUUUUGGCAUCGGUGGAUAGUCAAAUACUUGCCAAUGAUCUCCAGGCGGACUAAAUGGUUCCAAGAGGUACCCCCAAUCAAAGAGAACGCGCUUGUUAUGAUAGCAGACGAAGGAGUACGAAAUCAGUGGCUCAGAGGACGUGUUAUUCGUACCUACCCAGGAAAAGAUGGGGUAGUACGCCGCGCGGACGUGGAGACAUCCUCUGGAGUUUUGCAAAGACCAGCUUGCAAACUUGCAAUUCUCGAUAUUAUUGGUGAUCCUGAAGUCGCAGUAGACAACCGUGAAAAUGCGAUGGUGUAG
Messenger RNA from Sabethes cyaneus, 5130 nucleotides. RefSeq lists its product as uncharacterized. The record is from RefSeq and is a predicted model, not a curated record. The transcript has 2 exons. Gene Ontology annotation, biological process: DNA integration. Bases 1 to 5130 code for a protein of 1709 amino acids. Lineage: Eukaryota; Metazoa; Arthropoda; Insecta; Diptera; Culicidae. Gene Ontology annotation, molecular function: nucleic acid binding.